Lates calcarifer (barramundi perch) is the source of this 924-nucleotide messenger RNA. Its product is annotated as protocadherin gamma-A12-like. The record is from RefSeq and is a predicted model, not a curated record. NCBI's taxonomy places the organism in Eukaryota, Metazoa, Chordata, Actinopteri, Centropomidae. Gene Ontology annotation, biological process: homophilic cell-cell adhesion. Gene Ontology annotation, molecular function: calcium ion binding. The transcript has a single exon. The coding region runs from base 163 to 924 and encodes 253 amino acids. Gene Ontology annotation, cellular component: plasma membrane.
GACAACAGCCCAGUUUUUGCUGCAGGAGAGAUAAACCUAGAUUUAGUGGAAUCUACAGUUCUAGGGAGGCGCUUUCCGUUGGAGAGCGCGCAUGACCCCGAUUUGGGCAUCAACUCUGUCCGUGAAUAUAAACUGAGCCCGAAUGAUCAUUUUGCACUGGAAAUGAGUUCUCAAAUAAAUGGCAAUGCUUAUCCGGAGCUAGUCCUUAAAAAGGCCUUGGACCGGGAGGCACAGGCUGAACAUGUACUGAAAAUCAAUGGAAUUGACGGGGGAAAUCCGGUCAGAUCAGGAACUGCUUCUAUCCACAUCCGUGUUUUGGACGCCAAUGAUAAUGUCCCAGUUUUUAGCCAACGAGUUUACAAAGCUUCUGUACCAGAGAACUCGGCCGUAGGGACUGUCAUAGCAAAACUGAAUGCCACGGACUUAGAUGAAGGUGUUUAUGGAGAGAUAACGUACUCUUUCAGUCACCUGUCAGACAAGAUUGGAGGAGUUAUUGAAAUGAACCCUCAGAGUGGAGAAGUACGGGUGACAGGGCUCAUUGACUAUGAAGAGGCUAGUACGCACGAGCUGGAUGUUCAGGCUAAAGAUGGCGGCGGUCAGGCCUCUCACUGUAAACUUAUAAUUGAUGUAAUUGAUGUAAAUGAUAAUAAACCCGUGAUAGAAAUAAAGUCGGCCUCUGCUAACGUAGCUGAAGACUCUAAGCCAGGAACUAUGGUUGCUCUGAUUAACAUUUAUGACCUGGACACUGGAAGCAGUGGGCGUGUCACGUGCACAAUCUCAGACAAUGUUCAAUUUAAAUUUGUAUCAGAGGUGAAAAACUACUACAUGUUAGUUACUGACGGAUUAUUAGACAGAGAACUUCAACCAGAGUACAACAUCACAUCACGGCCACUGAUGCGGGCUCUCCCUCACUCUCCAGCGUAA